AUGUUGCUCUCUCGUGGUCUUUUUGCCCCGGUACUCAUCCCUUUCCUUCUAUUAGGCGGCACUCUUGCCAACGACGCCCUUGAACGAGCAGAAGAAGGUUUGCGCACGCUGCAAGACUUUUACAACGAUGGCACUGGGAUGUGGAAUACCAUCGGAUGGUGGAAUGGCGCGAAUUGUAUGACUGCGAUCGCAGAUCUUGCUUUAAUUGAUCCAUCAGUGGUGGGGACCGCAAACUACGUCUUCAACAACACUCUCAACAAGGCACCAUCCUCCAACCCCAAACCAGGUCCCGAAGUGAAGGCCACCUCGAAACGUUCUGUAUAUUCCAGAACUGGUAACUCUGCGAAUGCCUCACAGUGGCUAGACUCUGCUUAUGAUGAUGACGCGUGGUGGGCCCUUGCAUGGAUUGCUGCAUACGAUGUUACGGAGGAAAAUGCCUAUCUAUCGCUGGCCGAAGGUAUCUUCGAUGCUUUGACCAAGGCUUGGGGAACUCGGUGCGGCGGGGGCGGCAUACCAUGGAACCCCACGGACGGAUACAUCAAUGCGAUUACGAAUGAAUUGUUUCUCUCAGUGGCAGCGCACCUAGCUAAUCGUGUUCCAUCAAGAAAGAAGGAUUAUGUGAGUUGGGCGAUCAAAGAAUGGGACUGGUUCACCGCUCAAGGAUUCAUUGGUCAAAACAACACAAUCAAUGAUGGAUUAUUGGACAACUGCCAAAACAACGGUGCUACAGUAUGGUCCUAUAAUCAGGGGGUUGUCCUUGGUGGACUUGUCGAGUUGAAUAAAGCAGCCCCGAAAGACGUCUACCUAGAAUCUGCAAAUGUUAUUGCAAGAGCUGGAAUCGAUACACUCGCUGAUUCGAACUACGUUAUUCACGAUUGGUGCGAGACCACCGAUUGUGAACCAGAUGCAACUCAGUUCAAGGGAAUAUUCAUGCGCAACCUACAAAUGCUGCAUCGAGCGUCACCAAAUGAGAUCUACAAAAAGGUUAUACAAAAUUCUGCGAACAGCAUCUGGGCAAACGAUCGGAACGAACAGGGCCAAUUCGGUGUGAACUGGGCUGGUCCUCCUUCCUCCGGAAAAAUAGAUGCCUCUACACAUAGCUCAGCCUUUGACGCACUAGUCGCCGCGGCGGCAAUUUAA
This is a messenger RNA of Penicillium manginii, 1140 nucleotides long. RefSeq names its product putative glycosyl hydrolase. The record is from RefSeq and is a predicted model, not a curated record. Gene Ontology annotation, biological process: carbohydrate metabolic process. The transcript is spliced from 3 exons. Bases 1 to 1140 code for a protein of 379 amino acids. NCBI's taxonomy places the organism in Eukaryota, Fungi, Ascomycota, Eurotiomycetes, Eurotiales, Aspergillaceae.